Messenger RNA from Hirsutella rhossiliensis, 408 nucleotides. RefSeq lists its product as uncharacterized. The transcript has a single exon. Bases 1 to 408 code for a protein of 135 amino acids. The record is from RefSeq and is a predicted model, not a curated record. NCBI's taxonomy places the organism in Eukaryota, Fungi, Ascomycota, Sordariomycetes, Hypocreales, Ophiocordycipitaceae.
AUGGAGACGCCGGCUGAGGCCGUGAAUAUGGUGGGGCGAAGCGCGUCGCCUGCGUCGACACCCGCGAAAAGAUCGACACGCGUCGUGAGGCCAAGCACCAAAAUUCGAGAAGCCGCGCGACAGCCCGACGAUCUGGCGGAGAAGACAACACGCGCAACUAGGCUUGCAACGCGCAUUGCCUCGGACGAUGUCGCCAUCAGUGACGCGACUGAGCGGCGCAAAGUUGCCAGCAGCAGCGGUGGCGCGAACGAAGGCCGAGCCAUGCUCCAGAAAGUUCUCGAACUCUUGAGCGAGUCACGUCAAGAAACGCAAAAGCUCAGCCGAGCGAUAGAUGCGCAAAACGAGAUCAUAUCCAAGCAACAGCAGAUGAUCCAGGAAAUGGAUUUGGACUACAACUACAUUCACUAA